Messenger RNA from Capsicum annuum, 1410 nucleotides. RefSeq lists its product as uncharacterized. Lineage: Eukaryota; Viridiplantae; Streptophyta; Magnoliopsida; Solanales; Solanaceae. The transcript is spliced from 5 exons. The record is from RefSeq and is a predicted model, not a curated record. Gene Ontology annotation, molecular function: damaged DNA binding; zinc ion binding; 8-oxo-7,8-dihydroguanine DNA N-glycosylase activity. Bases 187 to 1410 code for a protein of 407 amino acids. Gene Ontology annotation, biological process: nucleotide-excision repair; base-excision repair, AP site formation. Gene Ontology annotation, cellular component: nucleus.
UUGUCUUCUUGAUAAUUCCGAUAUCAAUAUUAGUAUUAAAUAAAAAUCUCCUUUUCAACCAAAAAAAAAAAAAAAACCUAUAGAAAAGUGAAAAAAAAAAAGAAGGGAAAGGGAGGAGCAAAUUAACCAAAUUUGCCAAUCGUUCCUCGGUAGCCGAGAGCAUCCUCCCUUAGUGUGCUCUAAUAGAUGCUAUCACUGAGAACUCUCCCAAUAAUCAUGAAGACACCAAGAACCAUUCCUUCAGCCCCAUCAACCCCACCAUCCCCACAUUCUCUCCCUUCCAGGUCCACAGCUUUGAGAACCCUCACUUCCAAGAAACCAAGAAACAUUCUAACAAAUCCGACCCCAACAACACAAGAACAAGAAGACCUCAAAUGGGUAGCCCUCAACUUAUCAAGAUCAGAACUUUACUUACCCCUCACCUUCCCAACUGGCCAAACCUUCAGGUGGAAACAGACAGGACCCAUUCAGUACACGGGUGUUGUUGGUAGGUCCCACUUAGUCUCACUAAAGCAACUUGACAACGGUGACAUUGGGUACCAUUUCCAUUCCACUACUGCCUCUGAGUCUAAGUUUGCUGUUGCUAGGAAAGCUCUUCUUGAUUUUCUCAAUGUGGGUAUUUCUUUAACUGAAGUUUGGGAGAGUUUUAAGGCUUCUGAUUCUAGAUUUGUUGAAUUGGCUAACCAUUUGGAGGGUGCUAGAGUACUAAGGCAAGAACCUCUUGAGUGUCUUAUUCAGUUCAUUUGCUCAUCUAAUAAUAAUAUCAAGAGGAUUACUAUGAUGGUUGAUUUUAUUUCAUCAUUGGGGAAUUUUAUCAAAUUCCAUCUUGGAGUUUUAGAUCUUGAUGCUGCACUUUACUCUGAAAAGCCAACUGCUAUUACUGAAGCUAGCAGUGAUGAAGAAAAGUCCUAUUAUAAGCACUGGGAUCGGUCUAACAGAUUAGGCCUAAUUGCGAAAGAACUUCUGAAACUUGUGGAAGAGUCUUCCCAAACUGCUGAUGAGUCUCUUGCUGGGACACUAAUGGGUACUUUGACCACCAUCAAGUUUGAUAGUUCAUGUACUAUGCAUGUACAUGUCAUUAAAAUGACAAACAUAGCAGCAAGACUUAAGUCAUUGGGAAUGGAAGUGGAACAGAAUUUCCUUGAAACGAGGCUAGAGAAUCAAGGAACCCACUUCAUUAAUUAUGUAAAUCAUCAAGGAGCUGAAAAGAAAGGAAAGAAGCAUGGUAAGGGACAACAGAAACAACUUAAUGUUAAUCAGUCCUCAUCUCAAGUACAUAAGAAAGGAAACAAAAAUGAAAAGUGUCAUUUCUGUGAAAAAUCUGGACACUUUCAGAAAGAUUGCCUGAAACGUAAGGCAUGGUUUGAGAAGAAAGGGAUUCCUUACAAUCCAAACCAUAAACAAGAAUGA